AUGCUGCGUGGUAAGCUCUCCCGUCGAAACCAAGUGCUCGAGGUUAUCAGGCGAGCGUACUACCGUGAUGUGAUCAUUAUUAAGGAGGAGCUGCGUCAAUAUGGAGGGAAGUUGGGUCACGCAGGUUCAGCGGCGUCAUUGCGAGGAGAGAUGCCAAAGCUGCAACGAACGCCAUCCCGUCAGAUUGGAGCACCUGUAUCGAAUGACGGCGGGCUUUCUAGCGUGCCUUCAGUGGAUUUACGCGAGGCGCUGCCCCUGUUUGCACCAAGCGAAACUAUGCUGCAAGUACACCCUUGUGAGACCUGCGGCGGCCACCUUGAGCUCGUUCAUGGGGAGAGCAAAGAACUCAAGGCUGCUAGGCAAGAGAUGGCUCGAGCAUCGAAAGGAGAGCAACAAAUGCGAACCGUGGUGCAUCGAAUGCGCUCUGAGGCCAAGCAGAUGGAAGAAGUUAAUGACGCGCUACAGCAACGCGUGAAGGCGCUGAUGAAAGAAAAUGCGUACACGCUCGAGCAAUUGCAAGCCGCGCGGAAAAUGGAGCGCGAGCAGAAGGUCAUCAUUGCAGGCAUGCGCUCCAAACUACAGCUCACUCAAGCUACACAAGACGAGAUCGAUCGCCUCGCAAGCGAGUACAAGGAUGUGAAGCAACAGCUCAUCCGGUCGAACCACGAUCGCGAUAUUUUCUCAGCCUCAAACAACCACCUGAAAGAAGAGCUUGCUGAGGUUACAAAGGCUUUGCAUGUGGUAAAGGUUGAGAAGGCUCAAAUUGAGUCAGACUUUGGCACUAACUACUACCGCCUCCAGGAAGAGACGAAGAAAGCUAAGCAGCUGGCUGUGGAUCUCGCAGCUCGUGAUGAACAGCUCAAGGAGAAAGUUGCGCUUUGUACUGAGCAACAGCAAUCGCUAACAUCUCUCAAAGAGGAGCUAGUAUCGACGCUACAGCGCUUUGAACAGACCAAGCGGCAUCUUGAAGAUCAACUUAUUGAAGAAGAGCGCGCACGGGAGGAGAUGCAAGAGCAAAACUUAGAAUUUCGACGUUUAAACAAGAAGCUUGUGCGAGACUUGGAGAACUUGCACAGUCACUCAAUGGACAUGGAUAUGCCUUCCAUGGGCGACGAUGCUGAAAUCUCGGAGAAGCAAGAGAGCACCAGCUCAAAGAAGGAGCGCGGGCAACGCCCAGCAGCUGCGAACCAGGCGAUGGCAAUGCGCAACAACAUGCGCAAGAAGCUAGAUGAUCUACAAUGUCAACUGGAAUGGGCCCUAAUGCGCGAGAACGAUUUAGCUGGGAUGCUGGCGCGCAACCCAAGCGUAGCAGCCGCCAAGGUACCUGGCCUGAAGCGGGACGCAACGCGCAACACGACCGAAAAAGAGGCUGGUCGACCAAGUAAGAAACCUGUGCAUGGUUCACAGGGUGAGUCUGAAGUAUCGGAGUCUUCGUUGAAAGAAGAAGAUGAGUCACAGGAGGCAUUGGAGAUCAAUGAAAAGAACUUCGAGGCGUAUCACAAGGAAGUGUCGCGUAUGCUAACCGAAGUGAAAGAAGGCAAGGACAAAAUCGCUAAACAGCAGAAAGUCAUCACGGAGCUGGAACGGAAGAAUCAUGUGCUCACGGAUCGUCUUGAAGAGUCCAAGUUGUCCAUUGAGGCUCUAACUGGCAGUGUGAACGCAUUGAAGAUGCGGUUAAACCAGGAUAGCGCAGGUGCAGCUGAGAUGAUGGAAGCAAUGAUGCGGCAAAUCGACGAGGGCAAGCGAGACCAACAGUAUGAGGUUGAAAGAAGCGUCAUUCUGAUGACAUUUCUACGCCAGGUGUCUCAGUCCGUGCAUGAAGUCAGCGACAACAAGGCGCUCAUCCUGGAGCUUGAGCUGGACGUGAUUCCCUCCGAUGACCCCAACGACUUCAGUGGUGCUGAAGGCGGCAUGCAGAUGAUGGAGCUACAACGUAAAAAGCGUGAAGUGCGUCGAAAGGUGCUGAUGGAUAAGGCGAUGAAGAAAUUCUCGAUCAUGUGUCACAAUCGGGCCGAGCUUAUCGCUGUCGAGAUGCAAAAGAUGCGAGGAAGCUUUGAGCGGAUGCGCGAGGACCUCGACCAGGCUGAGAACAAGAUCGACUCCGAUCAACUCCAUAUCCGAACACUUGAGGCAGAAAUCGCAAAACUCCGUCUGACAGUCGAGAUGGGGAAGAAUACUCUUGGGAAACUGGAAAGGACGCUGAAACAAACAACGGACGACCUCAAUGAGUACACGAUGAGGUUCAGGAUACAAGGGGAGGAAAUGACGAUCCUAAAGGGCGAGCACGAAAAGUUACAAGAGGACCAGAACCGACUUACACUACUUUUGUUCGAGAAGACCAACGCAUGGCAAAAAGAGAUCAGCACGAAUGACAAGUGUAACCAAAGGAUAGAGAAGCUGGAGAAAGCAAUCGGUGAGGUGAAGACGGAAAGAGAGACCCUGCAGAAUAAGCUCGAUGAGAUUGAGGCUCUGGCUGAGUUUCGCCGCCGGACGAACCGCAGCGUGGAAGUCUCAGCGAUUCCUGAGACCACCGAGGCGGAGAUUCAAACAGACCGGUGGAAGCCACAGGGACUGAUUCUACGACAGCGAAAUGGCCCUGACCGCAUGCCGCAGCGAUAUCUGGGCAAGGCCUCAGUUAUGAUUCACUGUCCUGAGCUGAGCCGCCCGACAACGUCUCUUGGAAUGGAAACAGCCCCUACUCCUCAAAACCAGGAUCUCGGACUGGGUGCAUUAUCCAGCCCGAAUGGAGGCAUGCCACAGAUAAUAUCGGACACUGAUGAGCAUAUGCGCGGACUGCUUGAACUCAAUGUCUACCCAUCGCUCAAGGCUGGCGGUCGUCAGAUCAAGACAAGCUACGCCAGCUCGCACCCCAAAGCGCUUUCGAGACUCUACUUGUCAUCUGAUGGCGUUUCUCAGAAAUACAUCGCACCGUCAGCUCGAGGCGAGGGUGCUCAACAACAGCGUAGUUCGUUUGAUGGACGACCGGCAACAGUUCUCUGA
Messenger RNA from Phytophthora sojae, 3000 nucleotides. RefSeq lists its product as hypothetical. The coding region runs from base 1 to 3000 and encodes 999 amino acids. The transcript has 9 exons. The record is from RefSeq and is a predicted model, not a curated record. NCBI's taxonomy places the organism in Eukaryota, Oomycota, Peronosporomycetes, Peronosporales, Peronosporaceae.